AUGAGAGAGCACCAUGCAGGGAGAUACCGCUGUCACUAUCUCAGCCCUGCAGGCUGGUCAGAGCACAGUGAAGCCCUGGAGCUGGUGGUGACAGCCCACAGAAAACCCACUCUCUCAGCCCUGCCGAGCCCUGUGGUGACCUCAGAAGAGAAUGUGACCAUCCAGUUUAGCUCAAGGGUGGGAUUUCACAGGUUCAUUUUGAUUGAGGAAGGAGAAAACAAGCUCUCCUGGAUGCUGGACUCACAGGAACUCUCCAAGGGGUUGUCCCUGGCCCUGUUCCCUGUGGGCCGUGUGACCGCCAGUCACCGAUGGAUGUUCAGAUGCUAUGGGUAUUACAGGAACAUCCCCCGGGUGUGGUCGGAAGCCAGUGAUACCAUGGAGAUCCUGGUCUCAGGCAUGUCUAGGAAGCCCUCUCUCCUGACCCUGCAGGGCCCUGUCGUGGUCCCUGGAGAGAACCUGACCCUGCAGUGUUGCUCUGAUUUCGGCUACGACAGAUUCGCUUUGUACAAGGAGGGGGGACAUGACCUCUUCCAGGGCUCUGGCCAGCAGCCCCAGGCUGGGCUCUCCCAGGCCAACUUCACCCUGGGCCCUGUGACGGUCUCCCACGGGGGGCAGUAUAGAUGCUACGGUGCACACAACGUCUCCUCUGAGUGGUCGGCUCCCAGUGACCCCCUGAACAUCCUGAUCUCAGGGCAAAUCCCUGACAGACCCUCCCUCUCAGUGCAGCCAGGCCCCACAGUGGCCUCAGGAGAGAACGUGACCCUGCUGUGUCAGUCACGGAGCCCGAUGGACACUUUCCUUCUGACCAAGGAUGGGGCAGCCCAUCACCCACUGCGUCUGAGAUCAGAGCACCAAGCUCAGCAGCACCAGGCUGAAUUCCCCAUGAGUCCUGUGACCUCAGCCCACGCAGGGACCUACAGGUGCUACAGCUCACGCAGAUUCUUCCCCUACCUGCUGUCUCACCCCAGUGACCCCCUGGAGCUCGUGGUCUCAGAUGAGGGAGCAGCUGAGACCCUCAGCCCAUCGCAAAACAAGACAGACUCCAAGACUGCCUCACACCACCAGGAUUACACAGUGGAGAAUCUCAUCCGCAUGGGCGUGGCUGGCUUGGUCCUGGUGGUCCUCCGGAUUCUGCUGUUUUAGGAUUGGCACAGCCAGAGAAACCCCCAAGAUGCAGCCAGGAGGUAAACACAAGAGAGAACAAUGCACCCUUCAGAGUGCUAGAGCUUUGGCAAUGAAUCUGAUAGUCCCAAGAGGUUCUGGAAGAAAGUCUGGACCAUCAUUCGGGGAACUGUCUACUGAGAAAGUCGAGAAGGGGAGGCUUGGGUCGGGUGCAGGAAGAUGUCUGGGUGCCUGUAGAGAACGCUUCCUCUGUUAAACCUCCAUUAAACGGCAGUGCUUUC
Pongo pygmaeus (Bornean orangutan) is the source of this 1403-nucleotide messenger RNA. RefSeq names its product leukocyte immunoglobulin-like receptor subfamily A member 4. Lineage: Eukaryota; Metazoa; Chordata; Mammalia; Primates; Hominidae. The record is from RefSeq and is a predicted model, not a curated record. Gene Ontology annotation, molecular function: inhibitory MHC class I receptor activity. Gene Ontology annotation, biological process: cytokine-mediated signaling pathway; immune response-regulating signaling pathway. Gene Ontology annotation, cellular component: plasma membrane. The transcript has 6 exons. The coding region runs from base 1 to 1143 and encodes 380 amino acids.